ACUUCGUCACUCAACCUUUCCAGAGAGCAAAGUUCUAAGCUCCCAUAGCUAACAGAUCGAUCACCAAUGGAAGUACUCAACAGCUCCAUUUUCCUUUUAGGCCUUUGCCUCCUCCUGGCUUCAUCGACAAUAUCAUCGGCAGAACCCAGAACCCAGAACCAUGAAUUUGUUAUUCAAGCAACACCAGUGAAGAGGCUGUGCAAAACUCAGAAUAGCAUCACCGUGAACGGACAGUUACCCGGACCAACCUUGGAAGUUAACAAUGGCGACACUCUAGUCAUCAAGGUCACGAACAAAGCUCGAUACAACGUGACUAUUCACUGGCAUGGAAUUCGCCAAAUGAGAACUGGAUGGGCUGAUGGGCCAGAAUUUGUAACUCAGUGCCCGAUUAGGCCCGGAGGAAGCUACACUUACCGGUUUACAAUCCAAGGUCAAGAAGGUACACUCUGGUGGCACGCUCACAGCUCUUGGCUUAGAGCCACAGUUUAUGGAGCACUUAUUAUUCAUCCUAAACAAGGAGACUCGUAUCCAUUCCCUAAACCAAAGCGCGAGACAACACUUCUUCUCGGUGAGUGGUGGAAUGCAAACCCCAUCGACGUGGUGAGGGAAGCAACCAGAACCGGAGCAGCUCCAAAUGUUUCUGAUGCUUACACAAUCAAUGGUCAACCUGGUGAUCUUUACAAGUGCUCGAGCAAAGACACAGUGAUAGUUCCCAUAGACUCCGGCGAAACCAACCUCCUCCGAAUCAUCAACGCCGCUCUUAACCAGCAACUUUUCUUCACCGUCGCCAACCAUAAACUCACCGUUGUCGGUGCCGACGCCUCCUACACCAAGCCCUUCACCACCACUACCCUCAUGUUAGGCCCCGGGCAGACCACCGACGUUUUAAUCACCGGCGACCAGCCACCAUCUCGGUACUACAUGGCAGCGCGUGCCUAUUUCAGCGCACAAAAUGCAGCAUUCGACAACACCACCACCACCGCCAUUCUCGAGUACAAGUCUGCUCCAUGCAGCAACUGCAAAAACGGCUCAUCAACUAAGCCCGUCAUGCCCCCACUCCCUGCUUACAACGACACCAACACCUCCUCCGCCUUCACCACCAGCUUCCGAAGCCCUAGAAAGGUCGAAGUCCCCACCGAAAUCGACGAGAACCUCUUCUUCACAGUCGGCCUCGGACUCAACAACUGCCCCAAAAAUUUCCCCUCCAGUAGGUGCCAAGGCCCUAACGGCACGCGCUUCACCGCCAGCAUGAACAAUGUCUCUUUUGUGCUACCAAACAACAUCUCCAUCCUUCAAGCUUACCAGCAGAAUAUCCCCGGAGUUGUCACUUCUGAUUUCCCCGCAAACCCGCCGCGGCAGUUUGACUACACCGGCAACGUGAGCCAAUCACUCUGGCAGCCCAACUCCGGGACCAAGGGAUACCCAUUGAAAUACGGAUCAAGAGUCCAGGUGGUGUUGCAAGACACUAGUAUUGUCACACCCGAAAACCACCCGAUUCAUCUCCACGGAUACGAUUUCUACGUCCUUGCAGAAGGGUUUGGUAAUUUCAAUGCCAAGACUGACACUAAAAAAUUCAACCUGGUUGAUCCUCCUAUGAGGAACACAGUUGCGGUACCAGUGAAUGGUUGGGCUGUCAUCAGAUUUGUGGCUGACAAUCCAGGUGCUUGGAUAAUGCAUUGUCACUUGGAUGUUCACAUCAACUGGGGUUUGGCUAUGGUAUUCCUGGUGGAUAACGGAGUCGGGAAGCUCCAGUCAAUCGAGUCUCCACCGUCGGAUCUUCCCCUGUGUUAAGGACCUCGAUCAUCGAAUCAUCGAGUCGAAAACCCAAUAAUUGGGUUUUCCUAAUUACAAUUAUGUCGUUGUUUAAUCCCCUGCAUUUUGGGGUCUAGUUUGUGCUCUGUUCUUUUUGAAACUUAAAAGUGGGAUUAUAGGAGAUAGUGCUGGGAUUCCAAAACCCAGUACUAUAUGAAUUAUUCACAGGGCCGACCCAUAAGUUUUAUCGAUUUCUAGCAGUUUGAAUCUCCAUUAAGAAAGUAUAAACAAACAUUCAAUAGAUUACGAAUGUUUGUUUUUUUGUUAUUCCUCUGUUUCUUAAAGAAGUGAGCAGAAAUGAAACACACUGUCUUAUAAUAAUAAUGUCAAA
Rosa chinensis is the source of this 2143-nucleotide messenger RNA. RefSeq names its product laccase-12. Gene Ontology annotation, molecular function: hydroquinone:oxygen oxidoreductase activity; copper ion binding. The record is from RefSeq and is a predicted model, not a curated record. The transcript has 5 exons. Bases 67 to 1791 code for a protein of 574 amino acids. Lineage: Eukaryota; Viridiplantae; Streptophyta; Magnoliopsida; Rosales; Rosaceae. Gene Ontology annotation, cellular component: apoplast. Gene Ontology annotation, biological process: lignin catabolic process.